This is a messenger RNA of Zymoseptoria tritici IPO323, 912 nucleotides long. RefSeq lists its product as uncharacterized. The transcript has 2 exons. Lineage: Eukaryota; Fungi; Ascomycota; Dothideomycetes; Mycosphaerellales; Mycosphaerellaceae. Bases 34 to 912 code for a protein of 292 amino acids. The record is from RefSeq and is a predicted model, not a curated record. Gene Ontology annotation, biological process: exonucleolytic trimming to generate mature 3'-end of 5.8S rRNA from tricistronic rRNA transcript (SSU-rRNA, 5.8S rRNA, LSU-rRNA); TRAMP-dependent tRNA surveillance pathway; U5 snRNA 3'-end processing. Gene Ontology annotation, cellular component: cytoplasmic exosome (RNase complex); nuclear exosome (RNase complex).
UGCGGUAGUAUCGAGCUCUCCAUAUCGCCCAACAUGCCGCAAGAGGCUGAACCAUCGAAGAAUGAGCGCGACUUUCUUCUCUCUGCUCUCCGGGAGAACAUCCGCCUCGACAACAGAGCCUUCGAUCAGUUCCGGCCCAUUGAGCUGGCAUUUGGCGACGAAUAUGGCGUAUGUGACGUACGGCUGGGCAAGACGAGGGUCAUGGUCGCCAUCUCAGCAGAAGUCAUCGCGCCCUAUACGGAUCGAAAGUUCGACGGCGUUUUCACCAUUUCCACCGAAUUAAGUCCUAUCGCGAGUCCAGCGUUUGAAGUCGGCCGACAAGACCAGACUGAGAUCCUCCUCUCACGCCUCCUCGAAAAGACAAUUCGUCGAAGUGGUGCACUAGAUACCGAGAGUCUUUGCAUCAUUGCGGGCUCAAAAUGUUUCCACAUUCGCGCCGACAUUCACGUUCUCGACCACGAUGGAAACAUCAUAGAUGCUGCAUGUGUUGCGCUUGUGGCCGCACUCAUGCACUUCCGCCGACCGGACAUCGAAAUUCACGGGGAGGAGGUCACAGUCUUCAGCCUGCAAGAGAGGGAGCCGGUGAAGUUGCAGAUGCAGCAUCAGCCUUUCUGCAUUACAACAAGCUACUACGAAAGCGGAGAGGUCAUGUUGCAAGACGCGACAUUGCUCGAGGAGCAUUGCAGGGAAGGGGAGGUCGUAGUGAGCAUCAAUCGCUUUGGAGAAGUUUGUCAGAUUGCAAAGUACGGCGGUGCACCUGUCGACGGUCUGAGUGUUCUGAACUGCACCACAGCGGCACUGGAGAAGGCGAAGUGGCUGGACAAAUUCGUGAAAUUCAAGUUGGAAGAGGAUGAUAAUAAGAGGGACAAAGGUGGCUUGAUGGCAGAGCUGAGCGCCGAGAACGAGAGAUGA